Messenger RNA from Pelobates cultripes (western spadefoot toad), 151 nucleotides. The record is from the annotation of a GenBank genome assembly. NCBI's taxonomy places the organism in Eukaryota, Metazoa, Chordata, Amphibia, Anura, Pelobatidae.
AUGGAUGCCCUUGUCGACCACAGCCUCCUGAGUAGGUGUGAACGUUUUUCGGAGACGUUAAGUCCAUGGACGUUGUUGGACCAGUAUGUGAGUGGAGCCGGCUUAUGGCUCAUCUCGGUUACCCAGGAGGAGAGGACCAGCGGGGGGGAAG